GGGAGUGGGGAAGAGCUAGGCGGCUGCGCAGACGGCGCUCCUCACACAGAGCAGCCCCCGACCCGGGCGAAUGCAGGCUUGUGCUGCCGCCGCCACCACCGCCGCCGCCGCCGCCCGGGCCGAGUGACAAAGGAAGGAAGGAAGGAAGCGAGGAGGAGCCGGCCCCGCAGCCGCUGACAGGGCUCCGGGCUGGGGGCAAAGCGCGGACACUUCCUGAGCGGGCACCGAGCAGAGGCGAGGGGCGGGAGGGCGGCCGCGCUGGUGCCGCGGACGGGGGAGGGGGCCCCAAGGGACGGAAGCGGUUGCCGGGUUCCCAUGUCCCCGGCGUAUGGGGAGCAGUCGAGGAUCCGCUGCCUGGGGUCUGAAGGGAGCUGCCUCCGCCACAGCCGCCGCCAUGGCCGCUGGAUCCAGCCGCCGCUUGCAGCUGCUCCUGGCGCAAUGAGAAGAGGAGCCGCCGCCACCGCCCGCCUCUGACUGACUCGCGACUCUGCCUCCAUCCAGUUCGCCGGGCCCCCGCCGUCAGCCCGCCGGAUCCCGCCGCUGCCGGAGCCGCAGCGUUUCCCGUCGCAUCUCCGAGCCACCCCCUCCCUCUCCCUCCCUCCUUCCCAUCCCCCUUCUUUUCAAGCGUGAGACUCGUGAUCCUUCCGCCGCUUCCCUUCUUCAUUGACUCGGAAAAAAAAUCCCCGAGGAAAAUAUAAUAUUCAAAGUACUUAUUUUCAAUCAAGUAUUUGCCCCCGUUUCACGUGAUAUAUUUUUUUUUAAGACUCUCCCCUUCCUUUUUCCCCUCCAAGGAAGGGGAGGGGAAAGAAUUGUAUUUUUUUUUCCAGCCCCAAAUCAUCUAUAUGUUAAAUAUCCAUACUGAUCUGUCUUGAAGGAGAAAUACAUCGCUCGUUUUUUUUUAUAGCUGUACAAAAGGAGUGAAAAGCCAAGAGGACGAAGUCUUUUUUUUUUUUUAAAUCUUCUUGUGGGAGAACUUAAUGCUGCAUUUAUCAUUAACCUAACACCCCAACAUAAAACAAAAGGAAGACAAGGAGGAAGGAAGGAAAAGAGGGUGAUCCGGGAAGAGAGUGAUCAUGUCAGGGCGGCCCAGAACCACCUCCUUUGCGGAGAGCUGCAAGCCAGUGCAGCAGCCUUCAGCUUUUGGCAGCAUGAAAGUUAGCAGAGACAAGGAUGGCAGCAAGGUGACUACAGUGGUGGCAACUCCUGGGCAGGGUCCAGAUAGGCCACAAGAAGUCAGCUAUACAGACACUAAAGUGAUUGGAAAUGGGUCAUUUGGUGUGGUAUAUCAAGCCAAACUUUGUGAUUCAGGAGAACUGGUUGCCAUCAAGAAGGUCUUACAGGACAAGAGAUUUAAGAACCGAGAGCUCCAAAUCAUGAGAAAGCUAGAUCACUGUAACAUAGUCCGAUUGCGUUAUUUCUUCUACUCAAGUGGUGAGAAGAAAGAUGAAGUCUAUCUUAAUCUGGUGCUGGACUAUGUUCCGGAAACAGUAUACAGAGUUGCCAGACACUAUAGUCGAGCCAAACAGACGCUCCCUGUGAUCUAUGUCAAGUUGUAUAUGUAUCAGCUGUUCCGAAGUUUAGCCUAUAUCCAUUCCUUUGGAAUAUGCCAUCGGGAUAUUAAACCACAGAACCUCUUGUUGGAUCCUGAUACAGCUGUCUUAAAACUCUGUGACUUUGGAAGUGCAAAGCAGCUGGUCCGAGGAGAACCCAAUGUUUCGUAUAUCUGUUCUCGGUACUAUAGGGCACCAGAGUUGAUCUUUGGAGCCACUGAUUAUACCUCUAGUAUAGACGUAUGGUCUGCAGGCUGUGUGUUGGCUGAGCUGUUGCUAGGACAACCAAUAUUUCCAGGGGACAGUGGUGUGGAUCAGUUGGUGGAAAUAAUCAAGGUCCUGGGGACACCAACAAGGGAGCAAAUUAGAGAAAUGAACCCAAACUACACAGAAUUCAAAUUCCCUCAAAUUAAGGCACAUCCUUGGACUAAGGAUUCGUCAGGAACAGGACAUUUCACCUCAGGAGUGCGGGUCUUCCGACCCCGGACUCCACCGGAAGCAAUUGCACUGUGUAGCCGUCUGCUGGAGUAUACACCAACUGCCCGAUUGACACCACUGGAAGCUUGUGCACAUUCAUUUUUUGAUGAAUUAAGGGACCCAAAUGUCAAACUACCAAAUGGGCGAGACACACCUGCACUCUUCAACUUCACCACUCAAGAACUGUCAAGUAAUCCACCUCUAGCUACCAUCCUUAUUCCUCCUCAUGCUCGGAUUCAAGCAGCUGCUUCAACCCCUACAAAUGCCACAGCAGCCUCAGGUUGAAACCCCUUCUAACAGAAAAGGGAAUCAUGAUAGGAGUUGGACAAGAUGCUAAUGCCGGAGACCGUGGACAGACCAACAACGCUGCUUCUGCAUCAGCUUCCAACUCCACCUGAAUAGUCCCGAGCAGCCAGUUGCACAGGAAAAACCGCCAGUUACUUGAGUGUCACUCAGCAACACUGGUCACGUUUGGAAAGAAAAUUAAAAAGAGAAAAAAACCUGCUCAUUUUAGUGUUCAAAUUUUUUUAUUAUUAUUGUUGUUCUUAUUUAACCUUGUAAAAUAUCUAUAAAUACAAACCAAUUUCAUUGUAUUCUCACUUUGAGGGAGAUCCAGGGGGUGGGAGGGGUUGUGGGGAGGGGAAAGCGGAGCACUAGAACACACAAUCUCUCUCCCACGACAAUCUUUUUUUAUCAAAAGUCUGCUGUUGUAUACUUUAAAAACAGGACUCCUGCCUCGUGCCCCUUCCACAAAAGAAGAAGACUUUGUUCUGUGCUGAAGUUUUUUUUGAACUUUGUUUUCUUUUAAAGUCAAGUGUAAGACUUUGGUAUAGUGCACAGCUUGAAAUUGGUUGGGAGCUUAGCAGGUGUAACUCAAUGGGGACUUCAGUGUCACUUGUCAAAUUCAUCCAUAUCCUCGGGUAUUUGAAGACUUGCCUUUGGUAUGUUGGGGGCAGGUGUGGUAGACAAACAAGGAAAUGUGUAUCAUUUGUAUGUAACCCAGGGAGGUCAAUAAAGUUUGAAGAUUCUUAAUUGGCUUUGAUAAGGUUUUGUUUUGCUCUUAAUCAGUGCUAGUGGUGAAGAAACUUAAAUUGGAGGCUAUCAAAGGAGGAGCAUGCGUGCUCUGAGGGUGGAUCUUUGUUUGCCUGACCAAAGGUUCUCUGCAAAUCUUAGUACAGUUUUAAACUGGUGACCAGAAGACUGAAAAGGAUUUGAGCCAGUCAUUCUGGCUGCAGAGGUCAAAAGCUGAUGAACCUGGAGGAAGGGGACAGGCCAAGAGCAGAUCUCACCACUGUGAAUGAAUUUGUCCACAUUUGUUUCUAAAGUUGCUUCCCUUGGAAAGAUACACUUGAGAGGACAUUGUAGUUAAAUAAUGUGAACUGUAACAGUCUACUGGUUUAUUUUUCAUAUUUUUAAUUACAAAUUGAGCUUGCAGAAAUUGCCACAUUCUGCACAUAGUUCUGAUUUUAAAUCCAAAUCUAGAAUCUGUAUUUAAUUUCAGCUUUUUUUUAACCUCAUGCUUUUAAAACUUUAUUUAUUGAUGUAUAUCAGACCAUUGUGAUUUUAGAUGGUAGGAAUAUUAAGAACUACACAUCAAAAUGGUAUAAACAGUCACGUGUACCUGCUGACUUUAUAGGAAAGCGGAUUAUAUAAAUGUGUGUAUGUAUAUAUGUUAUAUAUACAUAGAUUCAAUACUGCCUUUUAUUUUUGUUUUUGUCCACAGUAUCAAAAUCAACUGGUUGAAGCAUGAGAAGAAUGUUUCCCCCCACACCCAGUUAAGAGUUUUUGUUUCUGUUUUCUUUGUGUAUCAGUGAAUGGUGUAAGACUCAGUUUCUGUUUUUGAAGAAAAAGCAAUAUUCCUUGGAAAGCAAAGAGGAUUGAAGGAUUAUGUUUGCAGUGAGGAAAUAGAUUUUCACAACUAGUUUGUUUUAUACUUUUAAGGUUGACAUCUUUGUGGGCCUUAUAUACUCUAAAAUGAACCUUAGUCACCUUGGUGCUUAUGGGCCAUUACUUGACCUAUGAAUCUUUAAGGCACAAUCAGUUGUACUUUACAUUUAAAGAUCACUUGAGUGAUGGCCGCCUCUCCCUUCUACCCACUCUUCCCUCCACACUUUCCAAGGUUAGUUGAUAACUGUAGGGCUGUAGAGCUGAGCCCUCGAUCAUGUGUAACCUCCCUUCCCCUUCCUCAUUGCCACCUUAGGUCGUGUUAGGGGUCUUGCCCUCCCGGUGAUUUGGAAGUGGAGUCUCUUGGCAGCCCUCAACGCAGGUCCCGGUACCCUGUCCUGCUUCUUUACCAAGUGUGUGCGACUCUCCAAGAGAGUCCUACUGCCUGCUGAAGUGAACCAAUACCCAGAAGGGCAACUGUGAGCCAUCUUCGUUUUCACUCACUGUUUAGCUAAGCUCUUAGGCCACAAAAGGGGUUUCUCAAACCUCUGGUUAUAUCCGAGUUCGUGAGAAAGGAAACACACUCAGUCAAACCAAAUCGAACAAAUUGACCUUUACAUUUCAUAAUGCGCUUCUGAGAGCUAAUUAAGCUUUGAAAGAAGUCUGAAUCAGAGUAUUUGGCCAGGUAAUUCCUAAAGGGAAUGGCUUUGGUAGACCAUUUUCAGAAAGGAUUUAUAAAAAAGCUGAACAGCAGGUCUAUGACAGAGAAAUGGACCUGCUCUCACACCAAACUGCCCAGCCAAACAUUUGGACACAGACACUACUCUGGACUUGGUAUAUUUGCUAGAGUCCAUAAAAAUCUGUGCUUGUUUUAGGAAACACUCUCCCCUCCUUUGCCCCCAUAAAUGGGGUAAGAGAAGAAGAGAGAAAAGUCAGAUGCGUUUCUCUCAUUCCUGUGUGUAUGUGUAUGAGGGCUGAGGUGUAUGAUUUUUCUUUCUCAAGGAUCAUGGCGGUAUCACAGAACUCUUUUAUACAAGUGAGAUCCAGGUCUCUGAAUAUCUUUUUGUAAAUAAUAAUAAUAAUAAUAAUAAUAAAAAGCUCCUCACCAAAUUCAAGCUUGUACAUUAUAUUUUCUUUCAAUGUUUUUAAAUUUAAGUUUUAUUGUUUUGUAUGUAAAUAUGUGGACCCAGGAACUGUUAAUUAAUGAGCAAAAAGUUACUGUUCAGGGCAGUGAUUCUGUUUAAUAAUCAGACAAAAUGUAGACGAGCUUUUUAAAGCCAUAUAGUUUUAACUCUGUACAGUAGGUACCGGCCUGUAUUAUUGUAACAAUAACUCUAGCAAUGUAUAGUGUAUCUAUAUAGUUUGGAGUGCCUUCGCUUCCAUGUGUUUGUUUUUUGGUUUUGUUUUUCAUUUUUCAAAUUUUAAUUGGUUUUUCUAUCCGUGUCUCCCUGUCCUACCCCUUUCCCUUUGAAAUAAUAACUCACGCCUAACAGUGUCUUUGCCCCUUCCACAGUUAAUUUCAGUGAUACCAUGCUCAGGAGUGGAAAGAGGAAACUGUGUUCAUGACCUCACUUCAUUUAAGCCCUGCCUUUGUUUUGGUUCUGAGCAGCUGUUUCCUCCUCAGUCAGUAGCAGUGACCGGCUUCAUUUCAUACUUAGUCCAUCCAGGGACUUUGUGUCGUGCCAGGGAGCCCUAGAGCUGGAAGAGACCGAAUAGAUUUGAGUUUGCUCAUCUCUUCCCCAAGUCCCAACCAUCGGCCUUACAAACAGCAGAUUCCAGGAGCCUUCCAUGCUCUCUCCCCCUUAUCCACUUCCUUCCCAAAUGAAAGACAGAGAGACAGUUGGUUUUUAUAAAUCCAAGUUUCUUAAUAGUAUCAGGUUCUGCUCCAUCAGUGGUCUACAGUGCUCCAGUGCAGUUACUAGCGGUUACUGCGCCGAGCCAAGAGGACUGUCCUGUUAACAAGGGAACUCAGCCCAUCCCCUCCCUCCUGCCCCCUCGACCCCUGUUCAGUGAAAUGUCCUUUUCAUUUCCUUCUUUAAAAAUAAGUUUAAUUCUUACUGUGUGCCCAUCAUGAAGGCCUUUUUUGAAAGAAAAAAAUCAAAACCAUUUGUUUUGCCUCCAAGUACUCCAUAUAAGAUGUCUUGAGUAGAAGAAAAAAACAAACUUUACCAAACCAAAGGUUGCUAUUUUUGAAACAUCGUGUGUUCAUUCCAGCAAGGCAGAAGACUGCACCUUCUUUCCAGUGACAUGUUGUGUCCGUUUUUUAAGUCCUCUUAAUUUUUAGACACAUAUUUUUGGUUUGUGUUUUAACAAAGCCUGCCUAACCAGUCAUAUUGUCUGCACCAAUACAAAGGUUUCUGAGAGGACUAUUGUAUUCUCUAUCCCUGUGGAUAUAAAGACACUGGCAUAUCAUUUCUUUUUCCCUUUCCUUUUUAAGGGAUUUAACUUUGGAGUCUUCCAAAGGAAGCUUGGCCAAUGCCAGAUCCCCAGGAGUUUGGGGGUUUUUUCCUUUGUCUUAAACCAAAAUUGUAUCUGAUUUCUAUUGUUCAUGUUAGUGAUCAUCUAAUCACAGAGCUGAACACUUUCUCCCCUACAUAGAAAAAUAAACUAAGCAUGCUUUACAAUAUUCUGGUAGAAACCUGAGCCACUGAAAAUACGACAACUAGAAGCAGAGUAGAGUCCCAGACUAAGGUCUAUGAUUGAGAGGCUUUGAAAGUAAUCCCUGGGGUUUGGAUUAUUUUCACAAGGGUUACGACGUUUUAUUCCAAGUUUGUUGCUCCGUUUUGCACCUCUGCAAUAAAAGCAAAAUGACAACCAGUACAUAAGGGGUUAGCUUGACAAAGUAGACUUCCUUGUGUUCAUUUUUAAGUUUUUUUUUUCUUACUGUAUCUGUCUACAGGCAGAUACAGAUAAAUGUAUGAAAAUGUGCUUGCCUGUAAAACUUGCAUUUAUAAAUGUGUUGCCGAUGGAUCACUUGGGCCUGUACACAUACCAAUUAGCGUGACCACUUCCAUCUUAAAAACAAAUCUAAACAAAAUUUAUUAUAUAUAUAUAUAUAUAAAGGACUGUGGGUUGUAUACAAACUAUUGCAAACACUUGUGCAAAUCUGUCUUGAUAUAAAGGAAAAGCAAAAUCUGUAUAACAUUAUUACUACUUGAAUGCCUCUGUGACUGAUUUUUUUUUUCAUUUUAAAUAUAAACUUUUUUGUGAAAAGUAUGCUCAAUGUUUUUUUUCCCUUCCCCCAUUCCCUUGUAAAUACAUUUCGUUCUAUGUGACUUGGUUUGGAAAUAGUUAACUGGUACUGUAAUUUGCAUUAAAUAAAAAGUAGGUUAGCCUGGAAAUGAAAUUAAAAUUCACAAGUGUGUGGUCUUUAUUUCAGUACCCAACCCUCUUUUCUUUACCCUAUUUUGCUACUGCAAUAUAUAGUCACGUCACCAUCUCCGUUCCUCCAAUUAGAGAAACAUGGAUCUUUAUUAUGAAAUCAAGAUAUGAACACCAGUUCUCGUUCUUUAAAUGAUCUUACUCCAUUGUAUAGCCCCAAGAGGUGCAGCUUCCAUCUUGGAAACCUUUGGAUUUGAUGUAGAGGAAGCUUUGCAGACACUGCUUUGAAAAGAAAGAAAAUGUCCUUGAAAGGGACAAAUUUUUUAAAACGUGUAUAAGCUGCUGUCUUUGAUUACUGUGUUCAUGGUUUGGUGUAGCUGUAUUUUCUUUUAACUUUCAUCCCAUUAGUAAUGGUCUUUGGGAGUAUCUGUAAAAUAUAUGAACACCACAAACCGUGGGGUUGUACCUCCCAGGUAACCAACACAUGUUGUGUUUGAAUCUGCUCAUUUCCAAUACUGGAUGAUGUAUGUAAACAUGUUAUGUCUCUUAGUGCAAAAAGAAACAUCAUUUUUUUAGGGCUGGCUCACUCUGUCAGGCCUAAUCUAAAGGCUAGAUAUAAAGUCAUGUGACUGCUGCUUCAAUAAAAACAAAUUUAUAUUGGA
Leptonychotes weddellii (Weddell seal) is the source of this 7894-nucleotide messenger RNA. It is a transcript of the gene GSK3B, whose product is annotated as glycogen synthase kinase 3 beta. Gene Ontology annotation, molecular function: tau-protein kinase activity; ATP binding; beta-catenin binding. NCBI's taxonomy places the organism in Eukaryota, Metazoa, Chordata, Mammalia, Carnivora, Phocidae. The record is from RefSeq and is a predicted model, not a curated record. Gene Ontology annotation, cellular component: axon; nucleus; beta-catenin destruction complex. Gene Ontology annotation, biological process: regulation of microtubule cytoskeleton organization; positive regulation of proteasomal ubiquitin-dependent protein catabolic process; negative regulation of canonical Wnt signaling pathway.